AUGGCUACUGCAACAGAAGAUGGUCAACCCGAUGCUGCUAUGGAGGAAUUGUUGAACGAAGCGCACCAUUUAGUUUCUGAAAUUAAACAGCUGGAGAGCAAAGCUGCACAUUACAACUCAUUGGCAGAACAGAUACAUGUAGAAGAAACCACUGGAAUCAAAGAACUAGCAAAAUCUCGGAAAUUGGUCAAGGAGUUUACCAAAAGAGCCGAGAAAACUCUCAAGUCGCCAGAUGCACCUGUAGAGCUUGGAGAGAGCUUGGCCAAGCUCGAACGCAAACUGAAACAACUCGAAUUUCAGUAUCCUCGUCCUCCAUCGUUUAUUCUCAGAUGGGCUUUAGGAACAUCAGGGCCUUUCGUGCUCAAGCCUUUGAAGCUGAGGCUUGCAUACAAGCAGGAGUAUGAGUCAUUCAAGCUCAACAUGACCAUUUUGUCAACCAUACUGGCUGCAUUGAAUUGGUUCUUUCUGGACAACAGAGUCGUCGACGCACUUCAUUCUUUUGUAUUGCUGUAUUAUUACAGCACAGUGACGCUCAGAGAGCUUAUAUUGCUGGUGAAUGGCUCCAGGAUACGGAACUGGUGGCUGAUGCAUCAUGUUUUAUCGGUGGUGCUUAUGGGAGCCAUAGUGAUAUGGCCGAAAACGUAUUGCUACUCCUCAUUCAGAACUUCCUUUCUCCAAUUCUCUAUAACGCUGGGAGUCAUUCAGUACUUGCAGUAUCGAUACCAGAUUCACCGAUUAUAUGUAUUGAGAUCACUCGACCUGGCUGGACCAAUGGACGUAGUUGGAGAUGGACUCCACGUACAGCAUUUGGAGCGAGAUCUUGCCUUGUUGAUACCCUUCGUUCUGGCUGGUCAGCUAUUCCAACUGUAUAAUGGAUAUCAAUUGGGUCAGCUAUGGUGGUCUGGUGUUUGUACUGAAACUCAUACCCCGGUUGCCGCAUUGCUGUUUUUUGUGCUUGGACUAGGCAACGCAUUCACAACCAUCAAAACGUACUUGUCAAGGAGAGGAGCGGAUCGCAAGAACCUGAUGGCAAACUACUAUUCGCCUCUGAGCCCUGUUGGACGAGUUGGUAGCUCUGAUAAUAUCAGAGCAUCAAACAGAUCCAGCAGUAGUGACAGACUGCAUAGAUCAUCAAGCUCUGACAAACUCAAGUCGGUGUCACUGGCAAUGACUGCUAUCUCACCAGAAAAGAAGGAAGAGAAGAAGGAAUUGUAA
Synchytrium microbalum is the source of this 1215-nucleotide messenger RNA. RefSeq lists its product as uncharacterized. The coding region runs from base 1 to 1215 and encodes 404 amino acids. Gene Ontology annotation, cellular component: membrane. Lineage: Eukaryota; Fungi; Chytridiomycota; Chytridiomycetes; Synchytriales; Synchytriaceae. The transcript has 7 exons. The record is from RefSeq and is a predicted model, not a curated record.